UAGCUCGCUCGUGUGCACAUGCGAGACUGCGCGCGCGUCUCUCGCAUAUAAUCUCGCACGAUACCACUCUGUGUGUAUGUGUGUGUGUGUGUGUGUGUGUUUGUGUGUACGUAUAGAUAUAAAAUACAUAUCUAUACCGCGACGCGCAACAACGUCACUGUGCAGUUUUAACGACGCCGUUUCGUUCGGUCCUUCGCGUGUGAUCCUGCCGCUGAACGAGAUCGUCCGCCGAUCGGCGUGUCCGCUGCUCGCCGACCAUCACUCCUAACGUAAGUUCGAGUUCAGUUGGAUUUUCCAAGGUCACUGAUCGGAAUCAUUCAUCGUCCGCGCACAUUGCGAUCGGUAACGACGAGCGACACUCUCAUCGGCGUAAAUUUCUCAUCAAAUUUGCGGGUUUCGAGGGUCGCAAAAUUGAUAUCGACUCGGUCGCGCUUGCAAUAUUCAUCUGUGACUGUCGCGUUUUCGAAGUUCACGAGCUGACAUUGACGAAGCUCACCGAUCGCUGAUGCAAAUUCGUUAGACAGAGAAGCUCGCGAGGAUCGACUGCACCCCUGAUGUGGGAUUCAUUUUCAAUCGGAUUCCAGCAGUUCCCGAACUGACAACGACGAGGGAGAAUGGAAAAUCGAUGUGCUUAGCUGUCGCUGGAACAGAUUUGCGAAGAACCGUUUGUACCGACGAUUCUCAGAACGAGUUCGAAGCAGUGCGAGUGCGAAUAUAGUGAUCGGCGCGUGCCGGCACUUUUUUUUCCCGCAUUUUCCCGGCGAGCCGCGCGGCACGGAGAGCACGUGCGAAUCGCGAGGCGAGAGAAGUGCACUAUCGAUCGCCGUCCCUUUCGGCCGCAAUCUCGAGAAGCGUGUCUCGUUAGCGCGAUAUUCAGCCGACCGGCAGGAGGAGGCUUGACAUUUCGCAAAUGUCAACCGCGACCGCUGGCGUAACUUCCGCGUAAUCGGAGCGUGGUUGAUGAACGAUAAGAGGCGCGACUCGAACUUUUCGUGCCGAAACCACAGACCAGCUCCUUUCGUUUCUUAUCUCGUUUCUUGUCGAAUGAAUCGAAAGUGACGGAUGAGACGUUCGUCAAAUGCGAUGACUCGGGAUACAUGAUUCAGAAAACCGAUUGAAAGCCGGGGAGACCGAACGUCUUCUAUUCACCAGGAAACCAAGGAUAUUUUGUUAUGGAUUGGAUGAGGAGGCAGGACGUCAAGGAGGAGCCGCAGGAAGCUCCUAACGUCUUGACACCGGAAGAUGACGAGUGUUACUUUGAAGAAGACGUGUCGAUAGACGAGGGAAUGGGUCUCGACAAUGUAAGCUCAGCGACCCUCAGGCCCUUUAACUCGGACAUCAACACACCGAGGAUCGACAGCUACAGGUUCUCCAUGGCAAAUCUCGAAGAUUCCCAGGAUGUUGACUUGGACGCGAUCCUUGGUGAAUUGUGCGCUCUGGAGCGACGUUGCGACGGCGACAUCGUCGCCGCUACUCCUGCGCCGGAUUCACAAAGGCCAGGACGACCUACCAGCGCAAGGAUCAAUGCAGGAGAUAACACCGACAUCAAAAAUGAAGGAGGUAUACGCACUGAUAGUCCUGACAAUGAUAGCGCAUUCUCAGACACGGUGUCCAUGUUGUCCAGCGAAAGUUCGGCAAGUAGUAGCGGUUCAGGACACAAACCACCUCAGACCGCCAUGCACACAGUCCCGCAACAACAAUCGCACCAACUUGCCGAUGCAGCGAACACAGCGAAGGCGGAGAAGAUCCGCCUGGCGCUGGAGAAGAUGCGCGAGGCGAGCGUGCAGAAGCUCUUCAUCAAAGCAUUCACGUUGGACGGCAGCGGUAAGAGCCUCAUGGUCGACGAGAAUAUGAGCGUCGCGCACGUGUGUAGGUUGCUCGCGGACAAAAACCACGUGCCAAUGGAUCCGAAGUGGGCCGUGGUCGAGCACUUGCCCGAUCUCUUCAUAGAGAGAGUUUUCGAAGAUCACGAGCUGUUGGUGGAGAAUCUUUUACUGUGGACCAGGGAUUCGAAGAACAAGCUGCUCUUCGUCGAGAGACCGGACAAGACUCAGCUAUUCCUCACGCCCGAGCGAUUCCUCCUCGGUCCCUUCGAUCGCGGCAGCGGUGAAUACGACGAUCACGCGAGAAAUAUCCUACUGGAGGAGUUCUUCUCGAGUAGCAACGUCGGCGUGCCCGAGGUCGAGGGUCCUCUAUACUUGAAGUCAGACAGUAAGAAGGGCUGGAAGAGGUAUCACUUCAUUUUACGAGCUUCUGGUCUCUAUUACUGGCCGAAGGAAAAGGCACGCACCGCGCGAGAUCUUGUCUGUCUGGCAACCUUUGAUGUUAAUCAGGUUUACUACGGCGUCGGCUGGCGAAAAAAGUACAAGGCACCCACCGAUUUCUGCUUCGCCGUGAAACACCCGCAGCUGCAGCAGCCCAAGUGUACCAAGUACAUCAAGUUCCUGUGCGCGGAGGACAACGCGUCCUUGGAACGAUGGAUGGUCGGGAUUCGCGUAGCCAAAUACGGCAGACAGCUGAUGGAGAAUUAUCGAGCGCUCGUGGACGAGCUGGCGCAGGAGGAUCUGGAUUUACUAGCGUACGCCAGAUCGUGCUCGGUCAGCUCUAUCGCCGCGCCGCCGAAUCAAACUCAGUAUAACACGACGAAUGAAAAUGCGAGGCAGUUCGCGGAGAACGUGAGACACGAAACGGUGGUCGCCACAACGAGGCAAUACGACGGUCAAAGGCAGAGCUACAAUCCGGAACAGCGGCAGAGCUACAACAACGACGGCAGACUGAGCAGAGCGAGCAGCUCCAGUUCCAGCGGAUGCUUGUCCGACGGAGCGCCAAGCAGUUGCGAGGUCGCCUUCGAAUGCGGUGAAUUUCCCACCGGCACGAUCAAACGGAAACCAUCUAUGAAUCCGAAGUUGCCUCUUACGUCGAUUACGAGGCAGUUGAAGGAGGUCGGCGAAACCGUCCGAGAUGAGCCCGACUCCUGUCCGAGUCCGACGAGUUCGGGAUCCGGCACGCUGACCCGAAGACACAGUCGCCGGCGUAGCGGCACCGAUUCGGACGGAUCCGGGACUCUGAAGAGAUACCACAGAUCCGGAAACGCGACGCCCGUCAGCCCGGUUCCGCCCGGCACGCCGGUGAAAGAACGAGCGAGUCCGAUGGGAUACAACAGGUCGGAAAGUCAAGAAUCGAAGACGCCGACGAGCCCGAUACAACCAUGCAUGAUGGAUUCGAUCACUUCACUUCCACCGCCACCGUCGCCGUCGAGAGUCGCCGAAGAGAUCGAGUCUGACGGCGAACCGCUUCCACCGCCGCCCCCUGAAAUGUUCCGGUCGAAUCUCUCGCUGGACUCGCUUCCGCCGCCGCCAGCGCCUGGCGAGCUACCGGUCUGCAACACGCCCGAGCUUACGGGCUCCUUGUUGAGCCUCGCGUCUCUGCCGCCGCCGCCCAGCCCGCUGGUCGGCGAGACCGGAACGAUACGUCGCGCCCGACCCAAGCAGUCCACCCCCACGAACUCUGUAACCCCCGAGAACACGCCCACGCACACUCCCAGAAUACAGUCCGGUCAAAUGUACACGAAUGCGAACAGUAUCGCGCUAAACAGCAACUCGGUCCAGAACAGUCAAAAUUACAAUCCGAACGCGUCUCCGAAUAGCGCGAAUAACAACUCCCCGCAUGGUUCCUAUUCAGGAUCGACGGCGAGCACGCCGACUUACACUCCGAGCUCGCCUAAUUUCACAUCGCCGCCACCCUUCGUGCCGCCACCGGCUUACGGCUCGCAGCAGCAGCAGCAGCAGCAGCAACAACAACAACAACAGCAACAGCAACAGCAACAGCAGAUCAACACUCAGAGUCUGCCUUGUAGACAGAAUUCCAAGAUCGAACCGCUGUACGCGGCUCAUCACACGAUUCAGCCAAUCAGGCCGAAUCCCAACAUGGACACUGUCCGACGCAGCGCCAUGAAACAAGGAAGCGGUCAUUACGCGGCACCACCUUAUCUAGCCGAGCUGAAGGCCGCCUCCAGUCCGCAGCCGCAACGUCGGGUGACUAUUCAGGAACCGCCGACUUCGCCCAAAUCGAAGACUGGAACCGGCAAGAAGAUCUCGUUCAAUCUGCCGCCGCAGCAGGAACCCGGCAGUCCCGCCUUGCCGCAACGGAAGCCGACGCCGCCCAGGAGAUCCGACAGCACCAGGCUGACGUCACCGAAGAAGUUGGCGGCGUCCGAUCAGGCGCCGCCAGGCGAUUUCCUAAAGGAUCUCCAGAGAGUGAUGAGGAAAAAAUGGCAGGUCGCGCAGAAGUGCAAGCUAGACUCGACGACAACGCCGCACGAAGUGCUCGGCUUCCGAGACCCGCCGCCGGCCAUAGCCGAUUACAGGGAGACGAACGUGUCGAACUGGGUGCAGGAGCACUACGGCGCGGACAACCUCUACGAGAACGUGUACGCGACAGAUCCGCACGCACCGGUCGAGUACGCGUCGAGCCCGGCGCGACAGCCGACGGUGAGAUUUGCCGACGAAAAUCGCAGCAUGAACAUCGUGAACGCGAUCGCCGGCAAGAGGCGACCGCCGCCACCGCCGCCCAAGCGGGCCGAAACCACGCAUCUCACCACUACCCGGGCGAUGCACUGACAAUAGCAGAUAAUCCAGCCUCAUCCCGAGAGGCGAUGGUACUGCUGUCUCUGCGGUUGGUGGAAGGACUGAGAGAUAGAUGAUAGAUACUUGGUUGCUACUCCGGAUACGUCCAUCGCUCUAUUCGGAGAAUUAUCAGCGGCAAAAUGAGACACACUUUUCUGGUGUAAAAGUAAGAUUGUACAGUUUCGUUUCAUACUUCGUUGCUGGGCUCUGCGCUGAUUGAUACGACCUUGUAAGUCAAAAAUGAGAAGUCGUUCAGAUAAACGUUAAAACAUUCGGAUAGGCGUACAAAAAUUCUGAAGAGAUACAUCAGUUUAUUUUGAAUGGCUUUUCUUAUUUCCAUCGGAAAAAAAUUAAUUGGCGAGUUACGGACGUCAAUCAAAGAAUAUUCAAAUUAUCAGCCAUGAGAUUACAAGAAGUUGGAAACAAAUUACGAGGAAAAGAGAAUGAAUAUUGAUGAACCGUCCCUACCGGAAGUUCUUCUUAACCUAUACAGCACAACCGGAAGCCAAACAACGAAUUGAAUUGAAUCGAAUCCGCGACAGAGAUUCGAUGGCGUUUUGGUUGAUCAACACAUAAGGUACACUGCCGCAUAUACGAAGGAUGUGAUAUAAAUUUUAAGCAUCAUACUCUCGUGAUUUAAGGGAUUAUACGAGGAACAAGGAAACGAAAGAAGCAAUGCGAUACACGCACAAUGCCAAUUUUCGGAGUAUAACAAACGAAUUUACAAAUUUUACUCAGAAGCGAAAGUUCUAUUUGUACGUAAUAUUUCAUAACCGCGCUAACUGCCCUGUCUGCGAUUUUCUCAAGUAUGUAUACUUGGAUGUGAUAAAUAAUAUAAAAUUGAAAAAAAAAUGGUAAUCUAUAUACACGCGAAUGAUGUGUUUUCAAAUUUGAAUCGUUCGAUUUUCGGUCCAAAAUUACUCUCCGAAUAGAUUUGAGUGUUGCAUUUAAUGUAAAAAAAUUUAUUCAACUUUGACUUGUGUUGCUUCAAGAAUAUUCUGUUCUUGAAAAAGUAAUUUAAUUCAAAAAUAUCGCACAAAUAAUAUUUUGCAAUAUGCACUUUUUUCAAGAAAAUUGUUAGAAUACAUGUUGUAAAAUAUUAUGGCGAUACUUUUGAAUUAUUUCCUUUUUGAAGAACAGAAUAUUCUUGAAACAAUGUCAAAAUUGGAUAAAUUAUUUUUACAUAAGAUGCCGAUAUAUAAUAUAUAUAUAUAUAUAUAUAUAAUAUAUAUAUAUAUAUAUCAUCUCAAGUUUGGUUACUGUUUGGUGAAAUAAAAGAUUGAUAAAACGAUUCGGAUUUUAUUCCUAAAGACUACGUGCAAAAUGUGGUGCGUUCAAAGAAACGCCGAGAAGAAAAGCAAAGUGAAAUUGAUUUUCGAGCUCGAAUUGGAAAUAAAUUCUGACUUUUCGCAGCGAAAGUACUUGAACGACAAGGGAGCUCGAAGUAAACUUGACACUCGCGCGAAUUAUAGCGUCUUUUGCAAUCACAUCCUUGUGCAUAGGUAUAUAUGUAUAUAAACUGAGGAUAUACGCGCGCGCGUUUAUAUCGGUAUAUCGAUAUGCUAUAUGUGUAGUUGUAUCAUACAAUACGAACACGCCUCAUUAUGUGGAAUACGAUAAUGGGAUAAUAUAGAAGAUUCGUUCGUGCGUUCAUCGAUUAUAACCGAUUGAAUGAUCACGACGAUGACUUCUCGCUCGACAACCGAGCGAACUGCGCGUAACGCGUCGUCACGAGGACGCGAGAUCUCGUUUAUGCCAUUUACGUUUCUUUUUCGUUCGAUAGCGAAGCCGAACUGACGACAUCAGUCUGGGGGAGUCAGACGAAUGAAAGGAAUUUUUGCGAGUCUUCGAUGAAUUGAUUAAAGGCAAGGUAGAUAACAAAUAUGGAUACUCGAAAUAAAACUGUCAAGAAGAACGCUACGUAUCGCCGCGUGAACGUGUUAAUCAUUCGUAUUUGCUUGACCCGUUUUGUCUUGGCAGAUUGACACUAUUUCUUUUAUUUCAAGUAUCCGAUUUCUAGAAUUAGACGAAGAGACGCGGUUCAGGUGCGUGCAGUUGUUUACACGUCGCCGACUGGAGAGAAGCGAAAUAUGCGAUGAUCAUCGCGCUGGCCAACGACAAAGAGCGACGCAUAGCUUCCCGUUUGUGAUUACCGAAUGGAAUCUUCAGCAACGACUAAGCCGAGCCUUCUCGAGGUCACGUAGCUGAGCUGUAGUUUUAUAUCUCGAUUUGUAUGCGCGUUUACAUGACUUUACAUGUGAAAGUUUAACGACUCUUUGGGACUUACGGAGCAUCGUCUGCAUCGUCGGAUUUUUAUAUGUAAAACAUCGGCGACCGCUCGAGUUAGCCCGUUUGUGCGAUACAUCAUCCGUAGAAAGUAUUUUGUAAGAUCCAAUUUUGAUACAGAAAUAUUUUGCCAUAGUUGUACGCAAAUAUAUGGGAUAAGAAACUGCCGUCGAGUAGUUUGUCGACCAGUCGGCUCUCGAGCUGACAAGCCGUUUCUAAUUCUUUGAUAGAUCUUCAAUUUUCUACGAAUCUUAUGUGCACGAUAAUCUUUCGAAAAUUUUCUAUUUUUUUGAAAGCUGCCAUUCUUCGCGAAGUAAAAAUGACUCGUCGAUCUACGACUUGUUGAAAAUUUUGACCGACAGAUCGCUUUUGAUUCUCACUAACGACUUCAAUUUUACUGAAAAGAAAUCACGCCGUGCCUGCGCGCGAGAAUUUUUGCAAUUAAAAAAAAAAAAAAAAUGUGCCGCGUGUGUCUGUGCGUAGAGAUUUUCCAGUUUUAUAAAGAAUUUUACCAUUUUCACGCCGUGCCUGUGCGCGAAAAUUUUCCCGAUUUUCAAGGAGAUUCGCACGAUCGCACCGACGUGUUCUCUCGAGCGUGCGCCAAAAGCGAGCACGAAUCUGCGUACUAUAACACAAUCGAAUUACUUAAUAAUAAUAGCUAAAAACUAACUUAAAGUGGAACCGUCGAUGUCGAUUUAAUUAUAUUUCCGCCUUACGCGCGGUUUAAUCAAACUGAACCAAUAAUAUAAAUGCAUUUUUGAGACUAAUAUAUCGACUUUACAGAGACUAAGCCUGAUUACUGGCUGACUUUUCAUACGAAUUUCUAAAUAUUUUUCUCCAUCAUUAACAACAGUAUCAGUGCUCCUGUGCUUGGAAUACGAGAAAUCUUUCUUUUCAAAGUAAUUUAUUGAAAAGAUUUCGAUCAGCGUAAAGUAAAACUUUAUUUUUUAAUUAUUCUAAUGUAUAAUUUUGAUUCCUCUUAUCUAGUUUUAUUGUUAUCGUACAAUUUGUAGAAUUAGAAGAAAUAUUUCUUGAUCAAGAUCUUUGUAUUUUUCUAAUUCUAUUUUCCAUUUUCAUGUGUUUAAAUAAAAUUGAAAUUUGUUUUUCGCGUUCAAUCAAGUUCCUGCAGCAUAUUACACGUCAGUGAUUUGAUUUCCAAGUAAACGAGAACUGGUACAGGACUCAUGGGAAUGCUGGCGUGCUGAGAGAAAAACUUCUUUUGUACUCUGUACUUCUUAAGGAACUUUUGUCGAGCUAAACACUCGACGCAUUCUCAGUAAGGUAGCUUAGUAUUCGAUGUACGCGUGCUGCCCGUCGCUUAAUUUUCGAAACGAAAUCGAUCGUUCAUUUCGAGUAAAUAUUAAACUUUAUGUUCGAUUAGAGCUUCGAGAUUAGUGCACUUGGCUAAGAGAAUAAGCCGAUAUUAUAAAUUUGUAACGAAUGAAGUCGAGAAAUUACAGCAAUGAUUAACAAGAAUGAUACUAACAAGAAUGAGAUAAUAUCUUAAUUAUUGAGUUUGGGGUCGACUUAGAAAACCGAGCCGUUGUCGUGAAGUUAAAAACAAGCGGAACAAAAUAGUUUAUUGUGAAAUAUAUUCUCAUUAAUUUAGAAUAACUUUUAUAAGCAAGUUUAGAAAAUGAGAAAAAUAUUUAAACGAAUACAUUAUAUAAUAUAUAUAUAUAUUUUUUCUUUUAAGAACAUUUAUCUAAGUAUGAAUACGAACAAUUGAGUCGACCCUGAUCGUACCUUUUUCGAUUACAUACUCUAAGUUGUACGUAUAGUUCUGUAAAUAUUGUAACGAAUGGUACUAUUGUUGUCGAUAAUGUUGCGCGGCCGUGGGGCAAUGAUAUAAACGCAUUUUACAUUAUUUACAGGCGAGAGGGAAAUAAAGUGAGGGGGACGAGCGUUAAAUCUUCGGAUUUAAUCUUGCGAAUGGGGGCUCCACCGCGUUUCGUUUGAUUCACAAUUUUAUCGUUUUUUGGCUCGAGAUCGCUUCGAUUAGUUAUCGCGAGGGACGAGACACCUCGGACGCUGCGUUUGCAUCGCUAUCAAGUCGAUUCGAUGUAGAGCUUAAACAGUUUAGACUUUAAAUCAUUACAGGUUGUUUCGGAAUGCACUCUUGUGUGCAGGUGUGUUUAAAAUUGUGACAAUACCAUUAUUUCAUGACUCGACGCCAGUUGUUUAGGUAUGACAUGUACCGAGCGAAUAAAGAAAUGCGCAGCAGUUGAAAUAUUAUAGGUAUUAUAUUCAUGUUUUUAUGUAAAUAAAUUUUUGGUAUAUUUCAAUGA
This is a messenger RNA of Linepithema humile (Argentine ant), 9199 nucleotides long. RefSeq names its product amyloid beta A4 precursor protein-binding family B member 1-interacting protein-like. The record is from RefSeq and is a predicted model, not a curated record. NCBI's taxonomy places the organism in Eukaryota, Metazoa, Arthropoda, Insecta, Hymenoptera, Formicidae. Gene Ontology annotation, biological process: signal transduction.